CCCCUUGUGUCCCCCGUGGCGGUGGAGAGGGUGUCUCCUCUCAGAGGAGGAGCGGACCUCUCCUGCACCUGUCCCCUCAGCGGCGCUGCCAAAGCCGGAAACUGGACAUUGGAAACCGGAACUCGGCUUCACAAUGAGGCUUGGAGCACAGGUGGAGCCGCUUCAUCCAUCAUCUGUGCUCGCCGCUCGCCACACAGGAAUUUCUCCUCGCAUUUGGAGAGUGGUUUUUUCAAGCCCUGG
Messenger RNA from Staurois parvus, 240 nucleotides. The record is from the annotation of a GenBank genome assembly. NCBI's taxonomy places the organism in Eukaryota, Metazoa, Chordata, Amphibia, Anura, Ranidae.